Messenger RNA from Penicillium bovifimosum, 906 nucleotides. Its product is annotated as Zn(II)2Cys6 transcription factor domain-containing protein. The coding region runs from base 1 to 906 and encodes 301 amino acids. Gene Ontology annotation, biological process: regulation of DNA-templated transcription. Lineage: Eukaryota; Fungi; Ascomycota; Eurotiomycetes; Eurotiales; Aspergillaceae. The record is from RefSeq and is a predicted model, not a curated record. The transcript is spliced from 3 exons. Gene Ontology annotation, molecular function: zinc ion binding; DNA-binding transcription factor activity, RNA polymerase II-specific.
AUGACAGCACGCCAGUCAACGCCAAGCUCAGAGCACUCGCAUUCCGAUAGCAAUGUUCGCAAAAGAGUAUGCAAAGCAUGCGAUCGAUGUCGCCUGAAGAAAUCCAAGUGUGACGGAUCUAGUCCUUGUUCUCGAUGUCGUGCAGAUAAUGCCAUCUGUGUCUUUGGAGAGCGCAAGAAGGCGCAUGACAAAGUGUACCCGAAAGGAUACGUGGAGAUGCUCGAACAGCAACAAACUUGGUUGGUCAAUGGCCUCCAGGAACUUUAUCGACGCAACAUCGAAGGCGAAGGCUGGCCUGGCGAGCACCUGAAACUCGAACCCAACGGACAACCACUUACCCACGACUUACUCAUGCGCCUCGGCGCGCUUGACGGUUCCAAAGGCGAGCGCUUUGAAGAGAACCCCGAAGCUUUGCAGCAGGAGCUAUGGCACACCAAUACCGGCAUGCAACGGCAAGAAUCUUCCGACGGUAGCUCCGAUAGCCCGCAAUCACCAGCGGCUCGUUCGCGCUUUUCCUCCGAUGCUUUCUCCCAGCAGCAUAUGCCGCCUACGCCACCGACUUACAGCCCAUCUACCCGCACAGUUAUCAAGACCGAGCCGGGUCUGAUGCCCAGCACUCCACAUUUCGCGCAGCCCAUGGCCAUGCAGGGUGUGGUCAAUCCAUUGGUUCUGCAAGGCUCGCAACAGUGGCCCAGCAACGGGUUUAAUUCUUUUGACGAGAUGGAUCUGAUGUCGACCGCCGAUUACUCCAAUAUGUCUUUCGAUGAUCAGCAGUUGUCGCCCAUGUUCAAUCGACAGGUACCCAUGAACUGCAUAUCGCAAGGGUCAUAUGUCGAUUCUAAGACCGACUACGAUGAUUUCAACCAGUUCCUCAAUCCGAACCCCACGGAAAUCACCUCGAUCUGA